Ordospora colligata OC4 is the source of this 1185-nucleotide messenger RNA. RefSeq names its product TPR repeat-containing protein. Gene Ontology annotation, molecular function: protein binding. Lineage: Eukaryota; Fungi; Microsporidia; Ordosporidae. The transcript has a single exon. The record is from RefSeq and is a predicted model, not a curated record. Bases 1 to 1185 code for a protein of 394 amino acids.
AUGAAGUCGUUUUUUGGAAGACUUAACAAAACGCUCAAGCACGACUUCGAAAAGGCAAUCCAAUCGGAGUCAAACGAAGAAAUCUUCAAUCUACUGCGAGAGUACAUGAAAUUCAUAGAAGAUGAAAAUGAGUCAUAUAAAUACCUGUUUGUCAUUGGACAAAAUCCCCUAGAUGAACUCAAGGAUACGCAAAAGUCUAUGGAAAAGUUUAAUACUAAAUGUCUUUCGUUCCUGAUAAAAACAGUGAACAACAGCGAUAGUCUGCAUCCAUAUGAUUCCACACUCUCUGAGGCACAGACAUUCAUGGGUCUAGGAUACGAGUUCGGGUUGUUUGGACUCAGCAAAGACGAUAUUAAAGCAGUAGGAUACUACUCGUCAGCUGCCAGACAGAACCAUCCGAUUGGAACAUUCAGGAUGGGACAAUGUCUUGAAAAGGGCAUAGGAAAGCCAAAAAAUUGGAAGCAUGCACUUGAUUUCUAUAGAUGCUCUGCAAAACUCGGAUACAUUGCUGGAAUGCACACAUAUGGAUCUGUUCUUAUUCAUGGCGACAUGGGCAGCAAGAAAGAUAUACAGAGUGGGUUAUUCUACUUAAAGCUUGCCGUUAGAAAGGCAACCCACGAAUAUCCAUAUCCUUACUAUGAUCUAGCACAGAUCUACGAAUCAAACAUGACAUCUGGCGAGAUACAGACUGAUGAAGAAUAUGCAUUCCGCAUGUAUCUCAAAGGCGCAGAGCUUUCCUGUCCAAAUUGCCAGUACAGAGUGGCAAAGUGCUAUGAAACAGGCGAGCUAAUGCAGGAGCGAAAUCUUGCCCUUGCAUAUAAUUGGUAUAAGAAAGCAUCAGAACUUGGUCAAAUAGACGCACAGAUGUCCUAUUCUCGGAUCCUGUUCACUGGAAUUGAUGGAAUAGUCCAAUCAGACCUGAAUGAGUCGCUCUUUUGGGCACUCAAGGCCGCCAUCAAAGGACAUCCACAAGCAGCUUAUUCAGUUGCAGAGUUUGCAGAGGCAGAAAAUAACGGAACAGGCAAUACUCUCCUUGCAAUCUGGUGGUACACAGUAUCUUAUGAGUUUGGAAACACACAGGCAAAGUCAAAAAUCAACAUGCUUCAGCACCAAAUAGACAUCCAAAACCGGGGAUCAAAAGAGCCAAAGUGCUGUGGGUGUUUCUGCUGGUCCUCAACCAAAUAA